Molecule: messenger RNA, 984 nt
Organism: Nymphalis io (European peacock)
Lineage: Eukaryota; Metazoa; Arthropoda; Insecta; Lepidoptera; Nymphalidae
Gene: Rpn12
Product: 26S proteasome non-ATPase regulatory subunit 8-like
Exons: 5
Coding region: 116-922 (268 amino acids)
Biological process (GO): proteasome-mediated ubiquitin-dependent protein catabolic process
Cellular component (GO): proteasome regulatory particle, lid subcomplex; nucleus; cytosol
Source: RefSeq, a predicted model, not a curated record
UUGAGCACUGAUCGUGAGCAGUACCUUUAUCUCUAUAUUGUCAUUUUACAAUAGCAAACCAUUAAUGUGAAUAAGGAACGGUUUUCUAAAAAUAUUCUCGAAAUAUACGGAAAAAAUGGCUUCUGUAAAAGAUGUAGCUUCUUUGUAUCAAAAUCUGAAAACAGAGUGGGCUAAGAAACCUCGUAAGCUAGACAAAUGUGGCGAACUACUAAAUAAAAUAAAGAUAGCAUUAACACAACUUACUUUUUUACCAAGUAAUAAUACCGCGGCAAAUCAAAAAGAAUUGAUAUUGGCUCGUGAUGUUUUGGAAAUUGGUGCCCAAUGGGCUGUAGCUGCUAAAGAUGUUAAGGCCUUUGAAAGAUAUAUGUCACAACUUAAAUGUUACUAUUUUGAUUACAAAGACCAUCUACCAGAAUCAGCAUUUAUGUACCAAUUGUUGGGUCUGAACUUACUCUUUCUACUAUCUCAGAACAGAGUAGCUGAGUUCCACACAGAACUGGAACGUCUCUCAGUUGAUGUAAUUAGAGCAGAUCCAUAUGUACGACAUCCAUUAGCUUUGGAACAAUAUCUGAUGGAAGGAAGCUAUAAUAAAAUAUUUUUGGCUAAGGACAAUGUUCCAGCUGAAAGCUACACACUUUUCAUGGACACCCUUCUUGAUACAGUUCGAGGAGAAAUAGCGGCUUGUAUUGAAAAAGCUUAUUUGUGUAUAUCAUGCACAGAGGCAGCGAGACGGCUGAACCUACCAUCUCAACAGGCUGUUUUGGAAUAUGGGAAGAAGCGCAACUGGGUACUUGGAGCUGAUAAUUGUUAUCACUUCAAUGCUUCUGAAGAAACCUGUGCCGCUGCAGCUGGUGUAUUCCCAUCAUCUGAACUUGCAGAACAAACUAUUGAAUAUGCUAGACAUCUUGAAAUGAUUGUGUAAAUCAUGAUCUUAGUGUUUAAAAAUGGAGUUAAUAAAUAAAAAGAAUAAAACCAUGGUUUUCA